Molecule: messenger RNA, 2894 nt
Organism: Cryptomeria japonica (Japanese cedar)
Lineage: Eukaryota; Viridiplantae; Streptophyta; Pinopsida; Cupressales; Cupressaceae
Product: putative receptor protein kinase ZmPK1
Exons: 1
Coding region: 129-2606 (825 amino acids)
Biological process (GO): recognition of pollen; protein phosphorylation
Molecular function (GO): protein serine/threonine kinase activity; ATP binding
Source: RefSeq, a predicted model, not a curated record
CUCCCUUUGUUAAUGGAUACAAAUGCACCACACGUCUCACUUUAACACCAGCAAAGAGAAUGAUGAUUUAGAGAAAAAAAAAAAUCUUGGUUGAAUUAAACGUGAGUUAGCUUCAAUUCAACUCUGAAAUGUGUAUCAGAUUGGAAUCUGCAUCUAACUCCUUUUAUUACUUCAAAUUGUCUUUCUCCUUAACGUCUGUGCUGUUUCAUGCUUCCCUUAUAUCCUUAACUUCUGUGCUAUUUCAUAGUUCCUUUAUAUCUUGCCAUGGGCAAGAGAGCCUGAGAUUAGGAUAUUCCUCCCCCUCACCCGAAAGUAACCAGACUGUCCUCAACUCUACCGAUGGCACAUUUUCUGCUGGUUUUCAUGCUGUUGACAUCAACGCCUAUGGUUUUGCUAUAUGGUAUUCUAAUACACCUGAAUCACCUACGCUUGUGUGGAUGGCCAACAGAGAUCAACCCCUUAACGGAAAGAAUUCUCGACUCCAUCUGCAGAAAGACGGGGACUUGGUCCUAUUCAACGCAGAUGGAACGGUCACAUGGAGGACUGGCACCAUUGGUCUCCGUGUCAAGGAAGUUGCUCUUCUUGAUACAGGAAAUCUUGUCCUGCGCACCUCUUCUGGAAAAAUAGUUUGGCAAAGCUUUGAUUCUCCUACCGAUACGCUUCUUCCAGGCCAGCAAUUCUUGAACAAUGCACUGCUGAUCUCCAGAAUGGAUAAUGUCACCUACAAAUCUGGCUACCAUCGUUUCUACUUCAAUGAUGAGAACUAUCUCACCCUCAUUUAUCGAGGUUCCAAUCUCUCUAGUAAGUAUUGGCCUAAACCUUGGUUGACUCCAUUUGAUAAUGAUAGAACCACUUAUAACAUUAGUCGCACAGCAGUUCUUGAUGAAUUGGGUGGGUUCAGAGCUAGCGACCAGUUCAGUUUUAAUGCCUCUGAUUAUGGAAUUGGCCCCAAAAGAAGAUUGACCAUGGAUUUUGAUGGUAACCUGAGAUUAUAUAGCCUGGACGAGAAGCAUAACAGCUGGAAUAUUACCUGGACAGCAGUUGCAGAGCAGUGCAGAGUACAUGGCUUAUGUGGACUCAAUGGUGUGUGCAUAUAUACACCAGAGCCCAAGUGUGUUUGUCCCCCAGGUUAUGAAAGGACAGAUUCAGCUGAUUGGUUCAAAGGUUGCCGGCCGAUUCAGAAGUUCUAUUGCAACCCAAAUAGUUUUAAGCUGCUGAAGCUUCCGUACACAGAUUUUUAUGGGUUGGACAGUCGUGAGUAUACAUAUGCAGUGUCGUUUGAAAAGUGCAGGGAAAUUUGUAUAAAUGAUUGUGAUUGUGUGGCCUUUGGUUUCAGAUUUACUGGGACAGGACAAUGUUACCCCAAGUCUCUACUUAUCAGUGGGUAUCAGUCUCCUGGGGUUAAAAACGACAUGUAUCUGAAAAUAUCUGUGAAGGAUUCCUCAGUUACCAACGUCUCAUCUCUGUCGAUGUUGAUUCAGCCCGACUCACUGCAAUGUUCGCGAUCUCAAGCACUGGCCCCCGCUGUCCAGCCAAACGUCAGCUUGCCCACGGCUGCAAAGAAGAGGAAGCAAAAUCAGGUAAUUGUUCCCAUGGCAACUUUUGUUUCUGCUAUUGGGAUCGUAGAGAUUGUUUGCAUAGCUCUGGGAUGGUGGUUUAUCUUCAGAAACUCUGACGAUGCCAAGCUCUAUAGUCGUCAAGGCUACUUUGCUGUUCCCACAGUGCUUAAGAAAUUUACAUUUGCUGAACUGAAAGAAGCCACUCAUAAUUUCAAAGACAUCGUGGGAAAAGGAGGGUUUGGGACUGUGUACAAAGGCUGCCUUCUCCCUGAGAAUACAUUCGUGGCCGUGAAGCGACUGGAAGGAGUGUCUCGAGGCGAAGAUGAAUUCUGGGCAGAGGUUAGUAUGAUUAGCAGAGUAAAUCACAUUAAUUUGGUUCGCAUGUUUGGGUUUUGUGCAGAGGGAAAGCACAGGCUUCUGGUUUUUGAGUAUGUGGAGAAUGGGUCUCUGGAUAAGCACAUCUUCACCCAAAACAGUUCAAUGAUUUUGGACUGGAAGAAACGGCUUCAAAUUGCUGUGGGGACGGCCAAAGGGUUGGCUUAUCUGCACGAAGAAUGUCUGGAAUGGAUUCUGCACUGUGACGUGAAACCCCAGAAUAUUCUUCUGGACGAGCAGUUUGGAGCCAAAGUCUCUGACUUCGGACUGGCAAAGCUUGUAGACAGCGGUCAGGGCAGAGAUCGUGCGCUCACCUUCUCCACAAUUCGUGGGACGCGUGGGUAUUUGGCACCCGAGUGGACAAUGAAUCUUCCCAUCACAGCAAAGGCAGACGUUUACAGUUUUGGCAUUCUUCUGUUGGAACUGGUGAGCGGGCGAGAAGCUACGAAAUUCAAUGUGGGUGGGUCAUCGGUUAAUUUUGUACAAUGGGCAUGUGAGAAUGUGAAAGGAGGAGGAUGGAUGGAAACAGUUGUGGAUGCGAAGAUGGCAGUGGGAGAUGAGGAGGAGAAAGAGAUAGAAAGAGUGGUGAAGAUGGCAGUGGCAUGCGUGGAGCAGGACAGGGAUCGGAGGCCUUCCAUGAGUGAGCUUGUUGAGAUGUUAAUGGCGGAGUAAGCUGAGACAUCGGCCGGUGCAUUAAUAUCUGAUAAGUGAAAUUCAAGAGAGGAGCUCCACUCAUCUAUUGUGCCUAUAUUUUAGAAAAGUCAUUUCGUAUGCUUGCGUAUAUCUUUGUCAGUUGUGUUCAAGGGUUAUUUUAAAAAUAUUUUAAAUUAAAAAUAACGAUAAAUAUUGUUUAUAGUAAGUUAAUUUGAAAACUAUUUUGGUAUUCUUGUACGAAGAGACACUCUAUUAUGAUAUUUUGUUUGUUGAUUAUUGAUGGUAAAAUAAGGAGAUCAAUCAGAC